Messenger RNA from Oxyura jamaicensis (ruddy duck), 1813 nucleotides. It is a transcript of the gene SH3GL3, whose product is annotated as SH3 domain containing GRB2 like 3, endophilin A3. The transcript has 9 exons. Gene Ontology annotation, molecular function: protein binding. The record is from RefSeq and is a predicted model, not a curated record. Gene Ontology annotation, biological process: endocytosis; synaptic vesicle uncoating. NCBI's taxonomy places the organism in Eukaryota, Metazoa, Chordata, Aves, Anseriformes, Anatidae. Bases 158 to 1219 code for a protein of 353 amino acids. Gene Ontology annotation, cellular component: presynapse; glutamatergic synapse; cytoplasm.
UCGGCGGGCGCCGCGUCCAGCCGCGCGGGGUGACACAGCGAGGGGCCGGGCCGGGCCGGGCCGGGCCGCCCGCACCUGACGGGACCCGCCGGGACCCGCCCGCAGCCGCCUCCGGGAUCGGGCCCCGGCUCCGGGCGGAGCCGGCCGCGGCGGGAGGAUGUCGGUGGCAGGGCUGAAGAAGCAGUUUCACAAAGCCAGCCAGUUAUUCAGUGAAAAAAUAAGUGGAGCUGAAGGAACAAAAUUAGAUGAAGAAUUUCAAGAGAUGGAAAGGAAAAUUGAUGUUACUAAUAAAGCUGUAGCAGAGCUGCUGUCAAAAUCCACAGAGUAUCUUCAGCCAAAUCCAGCAUACAGGGCCAAGCUGGGAAUGCUGAACACUAUGUCAAAGAUCAGGGGACAAGUUAAAACCACAGGCUACCCUCAGACAGAAGGACUCCUAGGAGACUGCAUGAUACGGUAUGGCAGAGAGCUUGGCGAUGAUUCUAUGUUUGGCCUUGCACUAUUGGAUGCUGGUGAAAGCAUGAAGCAAAUGGCAGAAGUGAAGGACUCACUUGAUAUUAAUGUCAAACAAAAUUUCAUUGAUCCUCUACAGUUAUUGCAGGACAAAGAUUUAAAAGAGAUCGGGCAUCAUUUGAAGAAACUAGAAGGUCGUCGUUUGGAUUAUGAUUAUAAAAAGAAACGUCUUGGAAAGAUACCAGAUGAAGAAGUUAAACAAGCAGUAGAAAAAUUUGAAGAGUCAAAGGAACUAGCUGAAAGAAGCAUGUUCAAUUUUUUAGAAAAUGAUGUAGAACAAGUUAGCCAGUUGGCUGUGUUUGUAGAAGCAGCGCUAGAUUACCAUAAACAAUCCACAGAAAUUUUGGAGGAUCUGCAGAGCAAGCUGCAAAACCGAAUAAAUGUAGCAUCUAGUCGGCCUAAACGUGAAUUUAAGCCAAAGCCUGUAAUAACUGCAACCCUGGAAAUUGGUGAUAAUCAGCAGCACAAUGGGAUUGCAUAUAGCUCUUCCAUAAAAUCAUCAGGUUCUUCAGUGCACAUGGAUCAGCCUUGCUGCCAAGCUCUCUAUGACUUUGAACCAGAAAAUGAAGGCGAGCUUGGGUUUAAGGAAGGGGACAUCAUAACUCUGACCAAUCAGAUCGAUGAGAAUUGGUAUGAAGGGAUGUUAAAUGGAGAGUCUGGCUUCUUCCCUAUUAAUUAUGUUGAAGUGAUGGUACCCUUGCCUCAGUGAUUGUGUCAUUCAAGCUGUGAACAUGAUUUCAUGACUGAAAUGGAUUCACAAAUGUGCUGUCAGUGUGGCAUUCUGUGAAAGCCUUGCUAUUUGACUGACUUACUGACUUUUGUAUGCGUCUUUUUAAAAUGUAUUUAUUUUAUAUUCAAAAAAAUUUUACCUUCCCUGACUCCAUCAACCUGCAAAAAAACCCAUACCCAGUUUUUUUGCUUUGUGCCUUGAAGAUCACUGUAUGAGGUGUUUACUGGUAGCUCACUCUUGCUCCAAAAACGUGUUUCUUUGCUAUUAUUGUGUUUGUUUUUUUAAAAUCUUCAGCUGCAAUGAUUUUACUAUUGAAAACCAUUUUAAAAAAUACUGUAAGUGAAGCUAACUGUAACCAAUUCCUAAGUUACUGAUGUCAUUGAGCUCUUUUCAUCAAUCACAUUGUAAUUUAUUGUGAACAACUUAAUCCACAUUUCACAUUGUAUGUUGACAAAAGGCAAAGUGAUCGUUGUCAAUAUUACGAUGUUGUUAUACUAAGUACAAGUUCUCAGAAUCAAAAAUUCCUAUACUUUGCUGACCAAACUUAAUAAAUAUUUCUGUGGGAUAAGAACA